This is a messenger RNA of Actinia tenebrosa (Australian red waratah sea anemone), 764 nucleotides long. RefSeq lists its product as uncharacterized. NCBI's taxonomy places the organism in Eukaryota, Metazoa, Cnidaria, Anthozoa, Actiniaria, Actiniidae. The record is from RefSeq and is a predicted model, not a curated record.
AGAGAGUAAACGACACGGUCACCGCGAUAUAUACAUACAUAGGGUUGCAGCAACAGCGAUUGCUCGACUUCUACUGAUAGCGAAGAUGGCUCAAGAUUCGGUUAAAGUCACCAUGGAUACCGUCAAAGACAAGUGCCCAGCUUUCGAGAAGGGAAAAGCUUGCCCUUACAACGUACCUGAGCUGAAAGGACUUGGCAAGGGCUGCCCAGAGUUCAAAAAUGGUUGUCCAUUCAAAGGAGUCAAAGAUGUAGGCGAGUUCAAACAAAAGCUAGGGGAGUUGAGAGACAACUGCAAAGGAAAGGAAAACUAUGAUAAAGCAUUUGAGCUCAUCAACAAGGCAAAUGGUGAGCAAGUGGCUAAACUAGGUCACUGUCCCUUCCACAAGAAUGGUUGCCAGCUCAGUGAAGACCUAAAUGGCAAGCCAAUUACCAAUGACUUUGUUGACAUGGAUACAAUCAAGACCAAAUGCCCAGUUUUUUCAGAACGGUCGCUUUUGCCCCUACAACCUUCCUUGCUUGAAAGGGUUGGGAAAAGGCUGUCCUGAGUUCAAGAAUGGCUGUCCCUUCAAGGAUGUCAAGACCAUUGGAGAAUUCAAAGCAAAGUUGGGGGAGAUGAGAGAUAAAUGCAAAGGCAAGGCUAAUUACGACAAGGCACUUGAUAUGUUUGCUGGUGCCAAUGGCGUGCAAAUGGCCAAAUUUGGACAUUGUCCUUUCUUCAAGUUUGGAUGUAUGUUUAAGACCGACCCAAGCGGCAAGCCAAUUGUG